Ahaetulla prasina is the source of this 3546-nucleotide messenger RNA. RefSeq names its product transmembrane channel like 5 (gene TMC5). Gene Ontology annotation, cellular component: plasma membrane. The record is from RefSeq and is a predicted model, not a curated record. Lineage: Eukaryota; Metazoa; Chordata; Lepidosauria; Squamata; Colubridae. The transcript is spliced from 25 exons. Bases 790 to 3408 code for a protein of 872 amino acids. Gene Ontology annotation, molecular function: mechanosensitive monoatomic ion channel activity.
AUUCUGCGUGGAUGUGGAAAAGGAAAGAAAACAAACAUUGGCGAUUUGAUUUAUGUGUUGCUUUUCUGGUAAUUCAGGCUUUCUUUAAAAUUUAAAACAUUCUUUCGGCUUAAGAUGGUGAGGGCUGAAGCUUUCUGGUUAAAGACCCUCUUAUUGUCCUCUCCUUACCUACAAAUUUAAGUGAAAGGGUGAAAGUAACAGGUGGCAGAACCGGUUAACAACAAUAAUAAUGCUCUGUUCUCUUAACUGCAAUAGCCCGGCGGUGUAGCAAAAAUCCAAAGUGAAUUGAAAUAGGUAAAAUCCCAAAGGAGCAAAGUAUAGAAUAAGAAAUCACUACGGUGACGCAAGCAAAAACAGCUCAAGGCAGGGUAAUCUAUGAUCAGAAGAAUCUAUUUCAUUUGAUCUCAGGUUGGCUGCCUAGGAUUGGCUGGAGCAAGGAUCUUAGGCCAACUUUUCUAAGAAAACAGGAAACUCAAAGAUGACAUGGUCUGAACAAACAUUAUCGGUGGUGCCAGCCAAGAAAUCUUAAAUUUAUACUGAUCCUGUGAGGGGGUGAAAAAUCACCAAGGCCUUUGCAUUUUCCUGAGUUCAUUGAACUGACACAGCGAUUUUCUGAAUUUUCAAGAAUUCUUUGUGAUACUUGAGCGGCACAGAGGGGUCAUUGGAGGUGAUUUGUCUCUGGAAAAAUUGAAGCACAUCGCUUGGUUCAAGAUGCGAUUGGCAGAACCACGAUGAUCUAAGUACAUUUCCAGGGGCUCUUUCCUACAAAGACCAAGAUCCGGAUCCAUCAUGUCUUUUCCUUACAAUGAUAUCAUUGAAAAUCCUGACUAUCCUGAUUAUCACUAUUCUGAAACAUUGGAAAUUGACAAAUUAAGAUCUUCUCAAAGGAGUACUCACAAUUCAGACAAUCCUUAUGCCCCCUUUGGGAAUGACAACAAAGAAGGAGAACCAGUUCUAAUACCUCUGAAGUUAGUACAGAGUCAAGAUGAGGCCGAAUAUCCACUCAGAGAUUAUGGGUUUGAGUUGCCCAGUACAAACACACAUGAAAAAUCAUAUGUUAAUCCUUCCUUUGAAUAUGAACCAGAAUAUGAAGGGAUAUUACCUACUACCAGCCAUGCUUUCAAUAUUCAGGAUGCAGACAGUUAUUCAGAUACAUCAGAGAGAGUUAAUAUUGUCCAGAGGCGUAGCAGGCGACCCAAUUAUGAGACUUUUGCAAGGCCCAACUUGCUUCGUUUAGAUCCAGAAUAUAUAGAAGCAAAGAGAAAAGAAGAAGAAAAAUUAAUCAACGAUCUGUCAAGCAUGUCCACACAUGAAAGAGUCAAAGCAAUCCAGAAGAUUCCCAAAUCAAUGAAAGAAAAACGUGAGAUCAGGAACCGUGUUCUAACGGAAAGAAAAAAGAAGUCCUACAAUCAGGAUGCUCAACUUAAUUGUUGUACCCAAUGCUUCUACAACACAGCUUUGUUCUUCCGGCAGUUAAAGAAUAGUUUUGUCGACUGCCUUCAGCUCUUCCAAUUUUGGCAGAAGACACUCAAAGACAUUGGCAGUCAAUUUGGGACCAGCAUCCAUUCCUACUUUGUGUUCCUGACGUGGCUUCUCAUGUUCAACAUUUUCUCAUUCCUGAUCAACUUCAGUUUUCUUGCAAUUCCUCAACUCAUUGCAGCCCAACCGAAUCACCUUUCCUUCAAGAGUCUGGAAUUUUUGACCGGAGCUGGUUACUUUACAAACACGGUGCUCUACAAUGGCUUUUAUACCAACGGUACAAUAGCAAACAUUGAGAAUGCCUCGCCGUAUUACAUGCAGCUGGCUUACAUUUUCACAGUUGGGAUUUAUUUUAUCAUCUGCUUUCUGAGCUUGAUCUACAGUAUGGCGAAAUCCUUCCGUAACCACAUCGUUAUGCCUCAGAUGCACGCGGGAAACGCCGCCAAGCUCCUUUGCGUCUGGGACUUCAAUGUGAUGGAUGAGAAAGCUGUGCAGAUGAAUCGGAAAAAUAUCAGCACUCAGAUCAAGGAGACCCUUUCUGAAAUGCAUGCCGAAUCUCUGAAGCUUUCCCCGCAGCAAAGGAUUCUUCGCCUCUCGAUUCAUCUGGCCAUGUGGUUUCUCUCGUUGGGCUUUGCGGUGGCUUCGUGUGCUGGCAUUUACUUCUUUUCCCUCGUCAAUUUAGAGUUAUUUCUGAAUGAGGAAAAUACACAGCUGGAAAACGAAGCCACCAUGCUAAUCUUGCCUAUCGUGGUGAGCCUCCUUAACCACGUGAUGCCGUUCCUGUACUCCUUCUCCAGCUUGGUUGAAAAGUUCACCUAUCCCAGGCACCAGAUCUACACUGCUAUUAUCAGGAAUGUCAUCCUGAAAAUCUCGAUCAUUGGAAUCCUCUGCUAUUACUGGCUCAACAUAGUAGCGCUAUCGAAAGUGGAGUGCUGGGAAACCUUCAUUGGCCAAGAUAUAUACCGGCUGCUUAUAGUAGACUUUGUCUGCUGCCUCCUCGGUUCAUUCUUUGGUGAAUUUCUACUACGACUUAUUGGCACAAAAUGCUGUAAAAAACUUGGAGUGCCGGAAUUCGACAUUGCGCGAAAUGUUUUGGAUUUGAUCUACGCUCAGACUUUGACAUGGAUUGGAAUCUUCUUCGCCCCUCUGCUUCCUGCCAUCCAGAUGAUAACGUUUUUCAUAAUAAUUUGUGUGAAAAAGAUCAGCCUGCUGCAGAACUGCCAGCCUCCCCGAAAAGCUUGGCGAGGGUCCCAGAUGAACACCAUUUUUGUCUUCCUGCUCUUUUUCCCAUCUUUCACCGGAGUCCUCUCGGUUGUGGCCGUCACUGUCUGGAGACGGAAGCCUUCAGAAGUAUGUGGCCCUUUCCGUGGUCUAAGAGUUCCCUUUGAAGCUAUCUCUGGCUGGAUUUCAGACUUGACUUCUUCCCCGAGCUCAGGAUGGGUAGUGUGGAUCUAUCGCAACUUAAUCGAGAGCACCCAUUUCUUCUUCAUCCUUUCAAUCAUUGUGCUGAUGUUCAUAUACUUUUUCUUGCAAAUCAUCAAUGGACGAAAAACAAUGGUUAAACUGCUACAAGAGCAAAUUGCUAAUGCAGGCAAGGACAAAAUGUUUCUACUGAAGAAAUUACGUGCGCUUCAAGCUCCUAAGUUGCCCUCUUUGAGAAGGAAGCCGGAGAGGGACUUUUCUCUGAACCAGCUGCCCAUGGAGCAAAACUCUGUUUUGCUGCCCAGCUGCGUGGAGCCCUUUUUAUGGACCGAAGAUAGAGAGUCUUCUACUGAGUUUGCUAGACACCCUGCGAUGGCCACCUUUAAUCCUGAGGCUGGCGAAAUAACACGGAGUGCUGGAGUAUCUGACGCCCUGGUUUUGGCUUUGAGAGCCAGACAAGAGGCUGAAUGGGAAAUGGAAGAUGAAGAAAGUUUGAAGUGGAAGUGAAGAAUGAAGUAAUACACACGUCCCACCAAGCACUUUUUAUCUAGAAUUUUGCUAUUUGCACAAAUAAGGUAUUUGUAGGAACCGACAGAACUCUUAUAAAAAUGAGAAAUUUUUAAUAAAAUUACUGGGCACUUUUAU